GACAUAAAUACCCCUAACAAAUCAUCUAAUUCCCUUUAACUACCUUAUAUUAGUCCAAAAAAAUAACUAAACCUCCAGCAUUUUCAAGAAAAAAUUCCAAGAAUCGUAUAGAUUCUGACACCCUUUUGCCGCUCUUACUUUUUCAACUCUUUGAUUCAAUUCAUGUACAGUCUCCAUACAUAGAGAUGAAGAAGUUUUUCUUUUUUCGAUCAUCAACUAAUGAUGCAAACAAGACCCCGUCACCACCAUCAAAGUCGAAGGAAGUUUCUUCUCCAAGUCUUAGAAGGAGUGUUUCAUUGUCAUCUGGAUCCUUCUACGACAGCGGGUCAGGAAAAAAGAAUUUCAGGGAUCUGAGCAAAUCUCCCUGUCACAGUAAGAAAGUUCAGCCUAAGAAAUCUGGUCGUGAUUCAAGCCGUGGUCGUACACGUACUCCUGAAAGGCAACCCCCAGAGAAUUUCUUCCAGACGUGUGAUACAGAAGAUGGUUAUUUCAUAGGGAAGCACUGUUAUGGUGCAUCUUUCAGAUCACACCACUAUGAUCCAUCGGAGAGCCCCUCUCGUAGCUCCAGUAAUGUCUCAAGCAAAGUUUUGGAUCGCUAUAUAGAUGGGGAGCAAGAGCAAGAAAAGAGCACCUCAGCGAAUCACUAUCCUACGGAAGAUCAUAGUGAGAUUGGUUAUGCUGGCAGACAACUGCCUCCAAGAGUUCUCCAUACUGGUCCUGGUUCGCCACUACCUGAUGUCAGGAAGCAGAGACCAAUAUCUCAAUCUUUCAGAGAGACAAAACCGUCUAAACUUGGUUUUACGUCUGGAGAGUUGGGCGAGAUGGGUUUUGAACAUGAAUCUCCACGAAAACUUGCAAAGAAGGUGGUUGAGAGGCUCUCUCAGUCUCGGUCAAUGGCAAAAGUAAGUUCAGAAGAUUUUGGUUCUGAUGGUCCAAUUACUAUUGAAGAUAUCUACAGUGGAAAUUUAAGUAGAUGUCCGAGUGUAUGUUCUGACGGUGUUCCCCGGAAGAGCUGUUCAGCAGAUGAUUCUAAUGGUAAGACCUAUGAAUAUCACCAUGGAGAGAUUCCUGGCUUUGGUGAGAAAAACUAUUUGGGAGUGGAAGAUGAUUCAGAUUUGGUACUAUUGAGAAAACUUAAGGAAGCCGAGGAGCGUGCUGUGUUGCUCUCGGAAGAGCUUGAAGAGGGAAAGUUUCUUCAUGGCAGAGGCCUUAGUGUUCCAGUGUUGAUUCAGACUAUUAGAAGCUUGACAGAGGAGAAGGUACAAAUGGCUUUUGAAGUUUCAAGCGUGCUACGGAAUCAAGUUGCUGAAAGGGCUUCUGCUAAGGAAGAAACCGGAAUAUUACAGGCAGAACUAGAUUCACGGACACGAAGAUUGGAGACAGAAAAGAAUGAGUUACAAUCAGCGCUGGAAAAGGAGUUGGAUAGAAGAUCCAGCGAGUGGUCUCUAAAACUUGAGAAGUACCAAAUUGAAGAACAUAGACUCCGUGAAAGGGUGAGGGAGCUUGCAGAGCAGAAUGUCUCUCUACAACGGGAAGUGUCUACAUUUAAUGAGAAGGAAGUAGACAAUAGAAGCAAAAUAUCAUCAACAGAGAAACAAGUCGAAGAUUUGUCUAAAAGAACAGAGGAAGUGUCAGAAGAGAAUCAAAAUCUAAGGCAGCAGCUUUCUCAGUUACAAGAGGAAUAUCGAGUAGCUCAAGAUGAUCGAGAUUAUGUCCGGGAAAACUACCAGGAAAAGGUUAAAGAAUGCGAGGACCAGCACAGAUCUAUUGCUAGAUUGCAAAGGACUUGCAAUGAACAAGAGAAGACAAUUGAUGGUCUGCGAGGAUUUUGUGAGGAUGUUGGCAAGAAGUGUCCAGCAAACUACGACAACCAGCUGGAGAAGUUGCAAGUAGAGCAAAUAAGACUGGUAGGUGUGGAGUGUGCUCUAAGGAAGGAGGUGGAGUCUUCCAGGAUCCAAAUUGAUUCUCUACGUCAUGAAAAUAUUAGCUUGCUGAAUCGUUUAAGAGGCAGUGGAAAGGAGGGUGGGUUUUCAACGUUUAAGCUAGAUCAGGAAUUAUGCAGUCGUGUUUGCUGCUUGCAAAAUCAGGCGCUCAAUUUGCUUCGAGAGAACAGCCAGCUCUGUGGAAAGCUAUUAGAGUACACGAAAGAAAAUGUCAGACAAAAUGGGGGCAUUGAUGGUCAAUUCCUAAUUGAAUGCAAUGUAAAGAUCCAGGGUCUUAAGAGGGGAAUUGAAACCCUGACAAGCAGUUUGCAGACAGUGUCAUCCGCGAUAAACGAGAAGUCCUACCUAGUGAGUUCGGAUUCUAGCAGGGGUGAUGCACAUCACCAGCAAAAUAGUCAGAAACCAGAUGAAAUUAAACAAUCAGAGCUUAAAUCGGAGACUUUGCUGACAACUGUGUUAAGGGAGAAGCUCUAUUCCAAGGAGAUGGACAUAGAGCAACUUCAGGCUGAUCUAUCUGCAGAAGUUAGAGUUAACGACAUUCUCAAAUGUGAAGUGCAAAAUGCGUUGGACACUCUUUCUUGUGCCAAACACAAGUUGAAAGAUCUCGAGCUUCAGCUGCUAAAAAAGGAUGAAAAUAUCAACCAGCUGACAAAUGAUUUGCAAGAAUGCAUGAAGGAACUUGGCGUCGUGAAGGGGAUACUACCAAAAGUGUCUCAGGAGAGAGAUUACAUGUGGGAGGAAGUUAAGAGCUAUAGUGAGAAGAACAUGCUGUUGAAUUCUGAGAUAAACAUGUUGAAAAAGAAGGUAGAUACCCUCGACGAAGACAUUCUUAUGAAAGAGGGUCAAAUCACAAUCUUGAAAGACUCGAUAGGCGGCAAACCUUUCGACCUUCUUGCAAGUCCUGAUUCUGCUGGAGAAUUUCUGUUGGAGUGAAGUGAUGAUAAAUGGCCAAACUACUACAACAUAUUUUGUUCAUUGACUAGUGUUCAUAUGUCUCGUAUACUUGCUGGCUUUACUCUUAUAUAUACUUCCCCCCUUUUGAUACUUGUUAAAUAGAAAGUUUGCUUCUUUCUUUUGCAUCCCUUUUUGAAUCUCCAAUUGUAAACAUUUCUUUUGCUUGUGGUGAUCAAGACAAUGGACUGACUUCUUUUGCUUCA
This is a messenger RNA of Capsicum annuum, 3100 nucleotides long. RefSeq names its product protein bicaudal D. Lineage: Eukaryota; Viridiplantae; Streptophyta; Magnoliopsida; Solanales; Solanaceae. The transcript is spliced from 5 exons. The record is from RefSeq and is a predicted model, not a curated record. Bases 186 to 2876 code for a protein of 896 amino acids.